Molecule: messenger RNA, 1567 nt
Organism: Cuscuta campestris
Lineage: Eukaryota; Viridiplantae; Streptophyta; Magnoliopsida; Solanales; Convolvulaceae
Source: the annotation of a GenBank genome assembly
AAUGCACAAAUAUUAAAUAUAUGUGUGACUAUUUUUAUCUUGAUGUACAUUUGGUAUACUCAAGUGGAGUUCACCAAGUACUUUUUCUUUUUUUAUAUUCCGUAAAAUAAACCACAACCAAAAGCGAGCAGACCAUAUUUGUACAGAGCUACGGAAUUUUCUCUCUCUCGCCUCUCAGUAAUGGCGCCACCGACUCCAUCUUUCCUUGCCCUAACCCUUCUUCUGCUUCUUCUUCUCUCUACAAUCUCGCCGUCGGACUCGCAGACCUGCUCAUCGCAGACAUUUCCGACCAGGAACGGGCUCUUCGCUCACUGCAAUGACCUACCAACCCUCGCCUCCUACAUCCAUUGGACCUACUCCCGCGCCAACUCCACUCUCUCCCUCGCAUUCGUCGCCGAAUCCGUCGGAUGGAUCUCCUGGGCCAUCAAUCCGACCGGCGACGGCAUGAUUGGCGCCCAAUCCCUCGUCGCGUUCAGGGAUUCCAAGGGCGCAAUGACCGUUAAGACCUACAAUGUCACCUCUUACGCCUCCGUUCAGGAGUCCAGUGUGUGGUUCCGGGUGAAGGAGGCCGCGGCGGAGUCAAGUGGCGGCGUGAUGCGGCUGUUCGCGACCGUGGUGCUUCCCGAGAUGGACACGUCGACGAUCAACCAUGUUUGGCAGGUCGGCCCCUCCGUCACCGGCGGCGUUCCCGACAGGCAUGCUCUCCAGCCCGCUAAUUUGAACUCCAAAGGGACUCUGGAUCUGUUGAAAGGGGAGAGCAGCAAUAGCACAUCCAGAAUUGAGGCUGGCGGCGAUUCUAGGUUGAAGAAGAAGAAUAUUCAUGGAAUGCUUAAUGCAGUGAGCUGGGGAUUUCUGUUUCCAAUAGGAAUCAUGAUAGCCAGGUACAUGAGAACCUUCAAAUCUGCAGACCCAGCAUGGUUUUAUCUCCACAUUGCUUGCCAGGUUUCUGCAUAUGCCAUUGGUGUUGCUGGCUGGGCCACUGGCCUCAUGUUAGGGAGCAGCUCCAAGGGUGUUCAACACGACAACCAUCGCUCUAUCGGGAUUGCACUCUUCUGCCUUGCAACCCUGCAGGUGUUUGCAUUGCUAGUGAGGCCGGAGAAGGAUCACAAGUACAGAAACUACUGGAACAUCUACCACCAUGGAGUUGGGUAUGGAGUGCUUGUUCUUGGCAUCUUCAAUGUGUUCGAAGGCCUGAGCAUACUAAGCCCGGCAGAGAAGUGGAAAUCUGCAUACAUAGCGGUGCUUGCCGCUCUGGGGGCGGUGGCACUGGCACUGGAAGUGAUGACUUGGACGGUGGUGUUGAAGAGGAGAUCAAAGAAGUCCACUAAUAAGCCUUGAUUAAUAAUCAGCUUAUGAUGAGGACUGUGAAUGGGCAUGUAUGUGCCGCAGGUAAUUAUAAUUAACCUAAUCCCGCCCUCGGGCGGGCUAAUGUGUUUAGUUUAACCACCCACACAUGCAGUAGAUGUGCCCUAUUUCUGAUGUGAUUUAAAGUGUCAACUCGACUUUGGGUUGCCAUGUCUCCAAAAUGCGAUUGUGUACGUAAAUUCACUAAAUUGCUUUAUUGUAU